AUGGCCAUAGUAACAACUCUUCUUCUGGUAGUGCGAGGCAUACGGUGGGGAGGGCAUCCCCCUAAUUCUACCGAAGAGCUACGUUAUAGGACGACACUCGUACCGAUCGAUAUGCCGAUAGUGACAGGAGUUGCAGGCUCCAACAGUCAGGGUGCUAUUAGUCAGCAAAUCGGUAUGGCUGAUCCUUUAGCAGACUUCGUCGGGAUUCUUCGCCGUUGGGCUCGAGAGACGGGUCAUAUGCCCCAGGUCCCACAUAUGGAUUAUAGGCCUCAGCUCCCACCACAGACGGAUUAUAUACCUCAGUCCUUACAAAUGUUUUUGAGGACAGGUGGUAAUGAUGGGUUUGAGGACUAUUGUUUUGAGGGUGCAGAUGCAGAGGCAACCUUUCGGUCACCACAUACCCCCACACACACCGAUGGCACCGAACACGCCAUUGACGCCGCAUGGCUCCGCCUCUAG
Lactuca saligna is the source of this 459-nucleotide messenger RNA. Lineage: Eukaryota; Viridiplantae; Streptophyta; Magnoliopsida; Asterales; Asteraceae. The record is from the annotation of a GenBank genome assembly.